Messenger RNA from Neogale vison (American mink), 921 nucleotides. RefSeq names its product RNA polymerase-associated protein LEO1-like. The transcript has 9 exons. Gene Ontology annotation, biological process: transcription elongation by RNA polymerase II; positive regulation of transcription elongation by RNA polymerase II. Gene Ontology annotation, molecular function: RNA polymerase II C-terminal domain phosphoserine binding. Bases 28 to 921 code for a protein of 297 amino acids. Lineage: Eukaryota; Metazoa; Chordata; Mammalia; Carnivora; Mustelidae. The record is from RefSeq and is a predicted model, not a curated record. Gene Ontology annotation, cellular component: nucleus; Cdc73/Paf1 complex.
UUCUCUUCCUCAGGUCACAGUAGGACCAUGGAUCUGUUUGGAGACAUAGAUGACAUUUCUUCAGAGAGCGAUGGGGACAGUGAACAAUCUAUUCCAGGGCAGCCUGCUGAUGAACGUGGAGUGCCUCAGGACCAACAGGAGGAAGAGCCGAUUUCUGAAACCAGAAUAGAAGUAGAAAUCCCCAGUAUCAACUCUGAUUUAGGAAAUGAAUUGUACUUCGUUAAACUACCUAAAUUUCUCAGCAUAGAACCCAAACCUUUCGAUCCUCAGUAUUACGAAGAUGAAUUUGAAGGUGAGAAAGUGCUUGACGAGGAAGAUAGAACCAGGUUAAGAUUAAAGGUAGAAAAUACGAUAAGAUGGAGGAAACGCCGGGACGAGGAAGGAAAUGAAAUUAAGGAAAGCAACGCUCGGGUGGUCAAGUGGUCAGAUGGGAGCCUCUCCCUGCAUCUAGGCAGUGAAGUGUUUGAUGUCUACAAAGCCCCAAUGCAGGGCAACCACAACCACCUGUUCGUUCGAGAAGACACUGGUCUACAGGGACAAGCUGUGUUUAAAUCCAAGCUCACCUUUAGACCUCACUCUACAGACUGUGCCACACACAGGAAGAUGACCCUGCCGCUUGAGAAGAGAUGCUCGAAGACCCAGAGGAUUAGACUCUUACCGAUGGCUGGCCGUGACCCUGAAUGCCAGCGCACAGAGGUGAUUAAAAAAGAAGAACGAUUGAGGGCUUCUACUCAUGAGACAAUCCAUCUGUGGGAGAAGCAGAACCAGCAGGGGCUGAGUGUCCCCUGCCAGGACCCCAGCAGUGCCUGUGAGGAGGAGGAAUACGCUGAAGCCAUUAAAAACCAUUACCAACGGGAGCUCCAAGGAGAUGAGGCCUCCAGAAAGAGGAAAGUGGGGGGUGAAGAGGAAGAAAAUGACUAA